Molecule: messenger RNA, 1921 nt
Organism: Rhodofomes roseus
Lineage: Eukaryota; Fungi; Basidiomycota; Agaricomycetes; Polyporales; Fomitopsidaceae
Exons: 11
Coding region: 194-1921 (575 amino acids)
Source: RefSeq, a predicted model, not a curated record
GGACAUGAGGCCUCGGAGCACCUGUGGGUGACUCUUGCGGUUCUUGCACAGCAUUUCAGCAAAUUUCGGCCGUAGCAUCUCUGAGCCUGCAAAUUAUGACUAUGCGGGCCGUCUUUCAGCCGGAGGAGGCCUCGGAGAAGGCCACUGCAACAAUAUCGACGCGCAACGGAGAAAAAAAACGGGAAAUCUAACCAUGUUUGCCUACUCACCUCUGGUCAGCAGGAAGGUCGGAACGAACCACGACUCUUGCUCUCCAUCCACCUCCCUCGCCCGGGAUGGCUACGUAUGGGAGCCACCCGCCCCACCCGCCGUCGGCAUCUCCCGGGACGCGUCGCGUCGCGACGCGCCUGUGGCGGGAGGGCGCUGUUGGCACCCUGCUGGCAUGUGGCGGAUGCGGGCCAGGGAGGGAGAGCUCUUCUCUCAUCGCAAACGCGAAGUCGACAACCAUUCUAUGAACGAGUUAAGGUCUGGAAAACAACAGUAUAACGCAGAAGGAUUCGCAGUAAGGCAUCAGUAUCGGGAUGAUCCUAGCCCGACUCGUAACUGCAUGGGUAGGCAUCAGUAUUGUCCGCGAGUCUGUGGCGGUGCCAUGGAUCGGGAAACCCACCUCGGCCCAGGAAUGCGAAGGCCCGAGUCGUGCCCGAUGAUCUCGGGAGAGCCACAGUCGAACUGCGCCACAAAGUUCCCUUUUCGGUUGACGAUUCAUGACGAAUCCAUUGCUGCCGGCCUCCUUGCCAAAGCGCUCAGAAGACGUCUCCUGACGGUACAAUACCUCAGCUUUCCGAUUGUACACCCUAACAUGCAUCCCCAAGCUCGUUCUCAAUGUGGUGUGGUUACGGUGUUAUGUUCGAGCGGCAUCAUCGAACCUCGUGCCAGUGGCAGCGAGUUACGGAUGGCCAGUGUAGAUAUUUCAAACGCCUUCACCUGCGUUCAAGACCUUCGUAAAAUGAAGCAAUUCAGUGUGUCUCUGCGUCCUCAGUCGUCUAUCUCUCUUACCUCUUCACUUCCGUACAAUAACGCAAGGACCGCGUUCCGAAUCCGAGGAGUCAUCGCUAUUGGUGCCUGGACACCUGCGACACGGUGUCACGGUCUCACUGGUAUCUCAUGCUCGUUCAUCUGCCGUUCAGAGCUUACGGGCUCCUGCCCUACUUCGUGUCAGUCAUACGUAGUCGUCACACUGCUGAACUACAACGUGUGUGGCAUGCCUUUGUCAGCGCUCAGCUGCCAACCUCGAGUUGAACGUACGACUUCGAAAUCGGUCUCCUCCAACAUAACCGUCUUGAUCCUCCGACGCCGAAACCCAAGGCACCCAACUGUUGAUUCCGGUAGAUCGGAGUCGUUCGUGCGGCGCCAGUAUGCGCCUGACCUACCAAGCAUCACAGCAACAGUGGCUCGGUUCUUGCUGCAUUUAGCGGCCGCAAACUUGAAUGUUAAUCGUGUGUAUUUCAACGUCCACGGCCUGCCUUCUUCCGUAUCUGGACUACGUGCUACGCACUCACCAAGAGCCCACUCAAGCAACCCCUGGCUGCGCGCGUUGUGCUAUGCUUCUGGGGCGUCCCGACGCUCGCAUCCUCUCCGACUUCAGGACCGCACGGAGAGACGGUCACCUGCAUACCUCGGCCACACACCGGACACUCUGAUGGUGGCAGGCUCGACUCGAAAGCUGCUCAUCGCGGCUGUCUAUGGACGCGCACGUCCUUGCCAAUGGACUGGCGGUGACAGAUGCUAUCCAAGUGGCCGCUCGAGCCAAGUCACAGACGAGAGCGGCUACCCCCUAGUUGGUGAAACACGAUCUUAUGUGGUGUUUGAACGUCUUCGCGAAGAAUGCAUGUGGCAAGGUUUGACUGGGGGACCCAGAGCGGUCGUCGCACGAGUGAUUGUACGGCUUGCGCGGACGAAUGUCUCCUUACCCUCGGACUAA